GGACAGGGACCCCUGCCUGCCCUUCCUCCCUGAGCCUGGGGAUUCAGACCCUGGUGGUAGCUGGGCGAGCUCAGUAUGGCUCUGCCUGGUGCCACUUAUGCACAAUAGCGGGGCCCUGAGUGGGCCCAGGGAUGGCAGGGCUCUGAGGACCUGGGCCGUCCCCAGCCUGUGUUCAGGAUGGCAGUGUGGACUGAGCCAGCACCUGGCCAGGUGCUCCUGCGCUCCCUGAUGCCAGAGUGCUGCCGUCCUGAACACAAGGUGCCCCACCUGCUCAGCACCGUGACAGCACUGUCCCUGUGGGUGAUCCAUGAGUCAGGCCCAGGCCAAGGCUGGUCCUGGUAAGGGGGUCUCUGUAGAGCCAGCAGACCCACGCUAACCUCAGGGCUGCGAGAACAAACCCUCCAAUGAGGAUGUCACCUGGCACUAUGGCACGCUGGACACAUGCGCCCCUCUCCUGGGGGACCCUCGUGAUGUCCCACCUGUAGCCACACCUGAGUGGGUGCAGCAAAACCUCCUGCCAGCCCCACGAAGCUCUUUUGGGUAGGAGCCUCAGGACCAGGGUCACAGCCAGGGCACACCAGCCAGCUUGGUGCCCAGGUCACAAGAGGGAGGGUCCUGCAAGCCCCAAGCCCAGCCCCGGGGGCCCUGAGCCAGCAGUACUCAGGAGUGCUUUCUGUCUAAAUGUCAGGCGUAGGUGCUGGCUCGCAGCAGAAGCACGGGGCAGGAAAUGACAGGCAGGGUGGCGUGCUGGCUGCUCAGAGGGGCCGAGACGCCAGGGAAGGCACCCAUGGCCAAGCUGCCUUGGGCCGGGGUUGGUCCCCAGUGCUCUGUGGGCUUGUGCCAACCUGGCUGUGCACAGAACAUGGGGUGGGCUCCCAGGCGACCAGCAAGCCUGCGACAGCCGCCACGUCCUGCCUCUGGCCAGGCCGUGUCCCGAAUGCCGAGGGGCAUGGCAGCUGCUCCUCCAGGGUACCUCACCCUGUCCCCAUCCCUGUCCCCCACUGGUGCUGCCGUCCAGCUGGGAGGCUGUGGUGUCCUGGGCGUUGGGAUCUGGCUGGCUGCCACACAGGGGAACUUUGCCACCCUGUCGUCCUCCUUUCCAUCCCUGUCGGCUGCCAACCUGCUCAUUGUCAGUGGCACCUGCGUCAUGGCCAUUGGCUUCGUGGGAUGCAUCGGGGCCCUCAAGGAGAACAAGUGCCUGCUGCUCACUUUCUUUGUGCUGCUGCUGCUGGUGCUCCUGCUGGAGGCCACCAUCACCGUGUUCUUCUUUGCCUAUACUGACAAGAUCGAUAGUUAUGCUCAGGAAGACCUGAAGAAGGGCCUGCACCUGUACGGCACACCAGGCAACGUGGGGCUCACCAACGCCUGGAGCAUCAUCCAGACUGAUUUCCGCUGCUGUGGCGUCUCCAACUACACUGACUGGUUUGAGGUGUACAACACCACGCGUGUACCUGACUCCUGCUGUCUGGAGUUCAGUGACAGAUGCGGGCUGCAUGCGCCUGGCACGUGGUGGAAGGCGCCCUGCUAUGAGACGGUGAAGGCCUGGCUCCAGGAGAACCUGCUGGCUGUGGGUGUCUUCGGGCUGUGCACGGCACUGGUGCAGAUUCUGGGCCUGACCUUUGCCAUGACCAUGUACUGCCAAGUGGUGAAGGCAGACACCUACUGCACCUAGGGCACCGGCCAGCCUGCUUCUCUGCCAAAGGACACUGCCCAGUGGGGACAUGGCCACAGUCAAGCCCGUCACUCCCACCCAUGACUUGCUGUGCUGCGCUGCGCUGCUGGGCACGAGAGGCGCCGGCACCUUGGCGAGGGUGGCUGUAGAGUUUCGGGACCAGGUGGAGGGUCAGCUGGGGUGGACGGGGAGGCCUCGGACCCCGCUGGUCCUGGUGCUCCGGGGCUGGGCCUCAUCGUCACAUUCCACGCUGAGCUGUGGCUCCAGGUGCAUUUAAUAAAGAGCGUGAGCGGCACUGUC
Messenger RNA from Heterocephalus glaber (naked mole-rat), 1972 nucleotides. Lineage: Eukaryota; Metazoa; Chordata; Mammalia; Rodentia; Bathyergidae. The record is from RefSeq and is a predicted model, not a curated record.